Anas platyrhynchos (mallard) is the source of this 4231-nucleotide messenger RNA. RefSeq names its product zw10 kinetochore protein (gene ZW10). Lineage: Eukaryota; Metazoa; Chordata; Aves; Anseriformes; Anatidae. Gene Ontology annotation, cellular component: chromosome, centromeric region; nucleus; RZZ complex. Gene Ontology annotation, biological process: mitotic spindle assembly checkpoint signaling; mitotic cell cycle; endoplasmic reticulum to Golgi vesicle-mediated transport. The record is from RefSeq and is a predicted model, not a curated record.
CGCCGCCUUCCCGUGGUGCCGCGCGGGCGGCGGGGCCAUGGCGGCUCCCGCGGGCUCCUUGGUGGCCGCCGUGCUGGCGACCUCGGGCCGCCUGGACAAGGAGGGGCUGGGCACCCGCAUCGGCCGCCUCGCCCGCCGUGUGGAGGAGCUCAAGGGAGAGGUGUGCUCCGCCAUCACCAGCAAGUACAGUGAGUUCCUGCCCAGCGCACGCAGCGCCGAGGAGCUGGUGGCACAGGUGGACGGGCUGUCAGGGAGCAUCGAGCUGCUCAGGGCCGGCAUCGAGGAGCAGGUUCAACGAGACCUAAAUGUUGCUGUUGCUGAAUUUACUGAAUUGAAGCAGCAGCUGGAGCGAGACACACUGGUUUUGAGUAUUCUGAAAAAGCUACAAGAGUUUGAUACAGCUAUGAAAGAGUACAACACUGCGUUGCUGGAGAAGAAGUAUGUUGUAGCAGCUCAACAACUGGAAAAGGCACGAAGCAGCCUGAAAAUGCUGGAAUCCCGUAAAGGCUUUGAGCUGAAGAUCCUGAAGGCACUGGGCACAGAGCUGACGGUGCAGACACAAAAUAUGCUCUAUCAUCUAGGAGAAGAAUGGCAGAAAUUGGCUGUAUGGAAGCUUCCUCCUUCAAAAGAAAGUAGCAGCCCGGAGUCAGCGAUGCAUUCAGAAUUGCACUUAUGCACACUGCCAUCAAAAGAGGAAGAGAUUGCUGGCCUGCCUGUUGCUUCUGUGCUGCAGGCAUUUGCUAUCCUUGGAGAACUGCGCACCAAGCUUAAAAGUUUUGGCCAGUUGUUGCUGAAAUACAUCCUCAAGCCGCUGAUUUCAUACCCAUCUCUUCAGCCAUUCACAGAAGAACUGUCAGAUGUGGUCAUCCUGCGUUUUAAGUGUGAGAAGCCUGACUUGGAUCAUUCCUCUCCUGUGGAGGUUUUUGACAAGAUCAAGUUCGUUCUUGAAGUUCUUCACAAAUACUUGCUGAAUGUGCCAGUUGAACAGCGUGUGGAAGACAAAAAGGAAUGCAGAGUGACGCUGGCAGAACUGCUGGGUGAUAUGAUAUGGGAAGAGCUAUCAGACUGCCUCAUUCAGAACUGCCUAGUGAAUUCAAUCCCAACCAAUAAUAGCAAACUAGAGCAGUAUAUAGAGGUGAUUAAAUCCACAGAGGAAUUUGAAAAAGCCCUGAAGAACAUGCAGUUUUUGAAAGGAGACAUGACCGAUUUACUGAAAUACGCUCGUAACGUCAAUUCCCACUUUGCCAAUAAGAAAUGUCAAGAUGUGAUUGUGGCAGCCAGAAAUUUGAUGACCUCAGAAAUACACAAUACUGUAAAGAUCACACCUGAUUCGUGCGUAGCCCUACCAAAGCUUCCUGAUCCUGGGUCAGGAGAUCACUUAAACAUGCAAAAAACAUCUAAACAACUUCCUAAGGAGAUCGUGAAUUUGGAGAAUGAGACCAGACUGAGCCAGUACACGUUCUCUUUGCCCACAUGCCGCAUCAGUUCAUCGGUGGAGAAACUGAUGGAACUGGCUUAUCAGACACUGUUGGAGGCUACAGGCAGCACAGAUCAGUGCUGUAUACAGCUCUUCUACUCCGUGCGGAACAUAUUCCAGCUGUUUUAUGAUGUAGUACCAACAUACCACAGAGAGAACCUUCAGAAACUCCCCCAACUAGCAGCUAUUCAUCACAACAACUGCAUGUACAUUGCUCACCACUUGCUCACCAUGGGACACCAGUUCCAAUACCGCCUGACGAACAUCAUGUGUGGCGGAGCGGCUACUUUUGUAGAUCUGGUGCCUGGUUUUAGGAGACUUGGAAUGGAGUGUUUUCUGGCCCAGAUGCGAGUGCAGAAAGGAGAAAUCCUGGAGAGGCUGUCAAGUGCCAGGAAUUUUUCUAAUAUGGAUGAUGAGGAAAAUUACUCUGCAGCAAACAAAGCAAUAAGGCAGGUAUUGCAUCAGUUGAAAAGACUGGGGAAAGUUUGGCAAGAUGUCCUUCCAGUGAACGUAUACUGCAAGGCCAUGGGGACCUUACUGAACACAGCGCUCUCAGAGAUUGUCACUAGGAUUGCUGCCCUAGAGGAUAUCUCUGCAGAAGAUGCAGACAGGUUGUACUCCCUCUGUAGGAUCAUGGUAGAGGAAGGACCCCAAGUUUUCACCCCACUCCCUGAAGAGGACAAAAAUAAGAAAUAUCAAGAGGAAGUUCCAGUGUACGUGAAGAAAUGGAUGACGUUCAAAGAGCUGAUGAUCAUCUUGCAAGCUAACCUCCAAGAAAUAGUAGAUCAAUGGGCAGAUGGGAAGGGGCCUCUUGCCGCUGAAUUCUCCCCAGCUGAAGUGAAGAGUCUGAUACGAGCCUUGUUCCAGAACACGGAAAGAAGGGCAGCAGCACUGGCCAAAAUCAAGUAACUGUUUGCUCCUACAUGUUGCAUCUUCUGAUAAGGCAAGAAUGAACUGAGAAUCUUUAUUUUUUGGAUUUGAUCUUUCUUGUACCGGACUACAAAAAGCUUGGCAUUAGGUGUGUGCUUCCUGGAGGCUUGACUAAGGGAGGAGAAAAAUUUGCUAGCUCACUCAGCAGGGCAGAGGGGAUGGUUCUGUGAGUCUGAGAACAGGGAACCAGAGGUGGGUAACACAUGGGCACUAACUGCAGCUGCUUUCUCUGCCACAUGGAGUUUGGGCUUGAAAAUUCAAGCUCUUGCCCUGCUCCCUGGAGGUGUUAUGCCCAGAUUGUAGUUGUGCUUUACAAGCUGGUGCGUAUACAGUCCUGGUGAAGAAGAGAUGCUUUUUGUGGUAUUUGCUAAAUUCUAUCUUCUUGGAUUUCAUCUUCUUGUAAGCCCAGCACAGGCAAAUAAAUCAAGUUCUUUAUCUGAACUCCUUGUGAGACUGAGCACUGCUGGCAGGUGGGCCUCUCAGGCAAGGUGCUGUACAGUGUCAUCUCAAGCUUGCUUGCUUCAGGGUCUUGCAGAGGGAUUGUUAUUUCUCACUUGUGAAUCUUACCUAUGCAGUUUUACAUCAGGGGACGUGUCCCCCCUUUGUGUCUUACCUCUUCUGUCCCUGCAAAUUACAUACGAAACCCACAAGCAGUGGUAGCUUUUGGUGUCCUUCUAAGAAUGCUGAAGUGCCAAAUUCUGCUCUUACCCACCUGUUUUGUUCAUGUUUCCCUGAACAACACACCUCAAAAGAGUGAAAAUUAUAUGGGGGGAGAGGAAACCCUGUUUCAAGUGAAAUGUUUACUGAGUCAGAGGGUUUCGCACAUGUGACAACAUUCCUAAUGGAUUUAUUUCUCUUGGGACAUAUCUUAAAACUGAAUUCAAAGUUUUCAAUCUGACUUUGCCAGCCAUGAAAGCCCGUUCAGCUCCUAUUUUUAGCUUUUGAUUUGUGUAUGAAUUUACUAGGUCUGGCAUCUAUUGUCUUUUUGAUAGCAACUUUACUGUACUUUAAGAACUAUAUAAAUGCUAGUAAAUACAAGGGAAGUAAAGGGAAUUAAGUGUGCACUUAGAAGAUAAUGUUCUAAGUUACGAAAGGCUGUUUGGGACUUCAAAAAAUGCACAUUUAUUUUAUUUGGAAAGCUUUUCAAUUGCAUUUGUUGAAAUGUAGCCCAGAUCCCAAGAUGUGCCCCUUGCUGCACAGAGUAUUUCCUGCUACGUAGUGGUUUGUAAGCACGUCAUGACCUGCUUACACAAGUUUUAACCGUAGAGCUACACCUUUUAAUGUUACCUAUCAUUGCAUCCUUUUUAUUUGGAUGUCUGUCUGGCUUCUCUGUGCAUUCCUGAGCAUUUUGGGGGAUACCAAAAUUACAGCUGGCUUUUACAUUGCACCCGAAUCACAGCAGAACCUCAUGGCUGGUCUGUGUGCUGGAUCAGCCAGGCAUAGCCAGAUCUGGGGCCGAGGAGACUCCUUGGUGUGGGCCUUAAUUAGUAGAAGCCUGGGUAAUUAGUAGAAGCCUGGGGAGGCGACAGGUGCAGUCAAGUUCCCAUUUACACUAAAUCCAGCCUCUGAGAAUGCAAAAACAAAGGCAAGCAUUGAUCCAAAAUCUGUCACUCUAGCUUUUCCUUUUUUUUUCCCUUUCACUACUUUAAGUAAUUCAUUUGAGGGUUGACAGUGUUCCCAUGACGCUUGCAUCUCUUGGGAGCCCUUGCCCUUUUAUAAAUGGGAAACCAAAAAAUUGAUAUUUUGAAAAACACCACUUCUCUCACGUGGAUUAUUCACAGAAAUGUAAUAUGCUAUUUUCUUUAAUAAACUAUUUAUACUGGC